AUGGCCUUCGACCCCUCAGACGUCCGAGAACCCUUCUUCUCUGUGCUCUGCGGAUAUGUAUCCAAUGUGCCUCUACGAUUGAUUCCAGAUCUUGCCAGCAUAUCGUUCGAGGAGGCUCACAAUUUCUUCUUGAAUCGACUGUUACUUAAUCCGCAUGUCCAAGCUUACCCGCCCGCGGAACGAUACCAGAUCCUGUUCUGGAAAUGGGCUAUCGAAACAUUGGAGUCGCUGUUGGAUGAGCAGGAUGCUGAGAUCGACGAUCGCCUGUACAACCACCUAGUCAACUUGAUCCGAUGCUCCUCAUCCAGCGGAACAAAUCCACCAUCGGCGAGCUAUGUCACCUAUCUGUGGAAGAGUUCUGAGACACAACGACAGCGCGCGUCCAUAUGCGCCGGGGUCGCGAAUGCGACGUUACUCGAGUCUCGUACGCUCGUCGAAAGGGGAACGACUGGACUCACUACAUGGACGGCCAGCAUCUCACUCGCCGAGUUUCUGUUCAAACACUCAGAGCUCGUGCAAGGCAAGCGUGUUCUUGAGCUAGGAUGUGGCGCGGGUUUUCUUGGGAUAGUCGUGGCAACGUUACAGCAGCGAUGUGGGAUCGCCAGGGCGAAGGAGCACGGCCGACCCUCGCUCUGGUUGACAGAUGUCGACUCUAACGUCCUGAGUCGCUGCCAGGAUAACAUACAGCUUCCCUGCAAUGCAUCGUCUUGCCAUCCAGACGUACAUUGCGCAAAGUUGAAUUGGAUGGAUGCGAACAAUCCUGCCGCGCGGCCAUCACUCGAGUCAACCAUUUGUACAGUCAAUGCAGAUGUGAUCAUUGGGGCAGACAUAGUGUUUGACCCCGCCAUAAUACCAGCCUUGGUUGAUACCAUGUCGUUGAUCAUGCACAGUGGCCAGUCCAAAUCCGGCAAACAUAUUAUAGCGUACAUUGCGCUCACCGUCAGGAACGAGGAAACGCUAUCACGCUUUGUACACACAUCUGAGCACUCACUCGAGUUGCUGGACAUUUCGACUGAACUAGUCGGACAAGGGAUACUGGCAGUGCCACGAAGCGAAGACCAAGAAAUAAGACUGUACAGAAUACAGCGUCGUAGGUAA
This is a messenger RNA of Rhodofomes roseus, 1098 nucleotides long. Its product is annotated as putative methyltransferase-domain-containing protein. The transcript is spliced from 7 exons. Lineage: Eukaryota; Fungi; Basidiomycota; Agaricomycetes; Polyporales; Fomitopsidaceae. The record is from RefSeq and is a predicted model, not a curated record. The coding region runs from base 1 to 1098 and encodes 365 amino acids.